UGUCGAUAGGUGCUGAAGAUCCAAUAUACAAUCUUGAGUUGAUUUUGUUUAUUUUUAAAUAUAAUGCAAUUUGCUUGACAUUUGGCAAGAAAAUGGUGCGAGUAUUGUUUCUUCAUCCAGAUUUGGGAAUAGGAGGCGCCGAGCGUCUCGUUGUGGACGCCGCCCUAGCACUAAAGGAGCGCGGUCACGAGGUCAGCUUUCUGACUAAUCAUCAUGACAGCACGCAUUGCUUCAAGGAAACUGCCGAUGGUAGCUUCCCCGUACAGAUUGUCGGCGAUUGGCUGCCACGCAAGCUCUUCGGACGAUUCUAUGCAAUUUGUGCCUAUGUACGGAUGAUCUAUGCGGCGUUCUAUGCCAGUUUCUUUAUGCCUGAGCGUAAGCAGGUGGAUGUGGUUGUCUGUGAUUUGAUUUCUGUGUGCGUGCCAAUAUUGAGACUGGCGCGCCAUCGGCCUCGUGUGCUCUUCUAUUGCCAUUAUCCGGAUCAGUUGCUGAGUAGUCGAGAGGGUCUGCUGAAGCGUUUAUAUCGAACACCUUUAAAUUGGCUGGAGGAGCAGACCAUUGGCCAGGCUGAUAAGGUAUUAGUGAACUCCAAGUUCACAUUGCGCGUCUUCCAGGACACAUUCCGACGGCUUCAGGUCGUUCCCGAUGUUCUUUAUCCUUCAUUGCAUACCCAGUACUUCGAUCAAAUGAUGCGAAAGCUGGAGCAGCGAUCGGCAUUGUUGGAUGAGCCUGUGCAUCCACGUGUGCCACGCAACUCCUUCAUCUACCUGGACAUCAAUCGCUAUGAACGCAAGAAGAAUCAUGCACUGGCUUUGCAUUCCCUCAACCUGCUCCGGGAUUUGCUACCCUUGCCAGAUUUCAAGAGAUGCCGUUUGAUCAUUGCCGGUGGCUAUGAUACGCGUUGCACAGAGAAUGUGGAACACUUCGCAGAGCUGGAGCAGAUCACAGCUGAUUUGCACUUAGAAGAGCACGUGGUGCUGCUGCGCUCGCCCACAGAUGAGGAGAAAUGCAAUUUGCUGUAUUCCGCACAUUGCCUGCUCUAUACGCCGGAGAACGAGCACUUUGGCAUUGUGCCACUGGAGGGCAUGUAUUUCUGCAAGCCGGUGGUCGCUCUGAACAGUGGUGGACCCACUGAAACGGUUGUGCACUCCUCCACUGGAUUUCUGUGCGAUAACCAGGAUAAAAGCUUUGGCGGUGCCAUGCAUCAGCUGUUCAAAGAUGAGGUUUUGCGUUUGAAGAUGGGCGAACUGGGCCACAAGCGAGUGCAACAAAAGUUCUCCUUUGGAGCGUUUGCGGAUCGUCUCAAUGAGAUUGUCCAGGAGUUGCUGGCAAACAAGAAAGAUGAGUGAAUAAAUGUUUAAGAGCAGCAAA
Molecule: messenger RNA, 1371 nt
Organism: Drosophila navojoa
Lineage: Eukaryota; Metazoa; Arthropoda; Insecta; Diptera; Drosophilidae
Gene: Alg2
Product: alpha-1,3/1,6-mannosyltransferase Alg2
Biological process (GO): dolichol-linked oligosaccharide biosynthetic process
Cellular component (GO): endomembrane system
Molecular function (GO): GDP-Man:Man(1)GlcNAc(2)-PP-Dol alpha-1,3-mannosyltransferase activity
Source: RefSeq, a predicted model, not a curated record